Ochlerotatus camptorhynchus is the source of this 2067-nucleotide messenger RNA. Its product is annotated as zinc finger protein 470-like. Gene Ontology annotation, cellular component: nucleus; transcription regulator complex; PcG protein complex. The coding region runs from base 72 to 1958 and encodes 628 amino acids. The record is from RefSeq and is a predicted model, not a curated record. NCBI's taxonomy places the organism in Eukaryota, Metazoa, Arthropoda, Insecta, Diptera, Culicidae. Gene Ontology annotation, molecular function: DNA-binding transcription factor activity, RNA polymerase II-specific; zinc ion binding; RNA polymerase II cis-regulatory region sequence-specific DNA binding. The transcript has 4 exons. Gene Ontology annotation, biological process: regulation of transcription by RNA polymerase II.
UAGAUGCGUAAAAGUAUAAAUGCAGUCAUUUGUGAAUUCUUUCUAAAUAGAAACAACUUCCUGCGACUAAAAUGGAUGCAGUGUCUUGUGAAAUAAAGAAGGAGAAAUCGGAUGAAUUGAUUUGCCGUCUGUGCUUUCUGGAGCGUGAACAUUUUCGGUUGAUUUUCAUUGACACAUAUUCUUCACUGGAUGAAUGGAUUGAGAAUCUCACAUCUUUGAAGAUCAGCGAAGUUCCCGGUGCUCCUGCUGCACUAUGCUUGGAAUGUCAAAACAUGUUACAAAACUUUGAAUCGUUUCGAGAAAUGUGUUUCACCAAUGAUCGUGUGUUCAAAGAGAUGUUUACCCAGAAUGACCAUACAGGUGUUACGGAAACUAGCUCAGUAAAUCAACUUGUUGCGACCAAAAUGGAUGCAGUGUCUUGUGAAAUAAAGAAGGAGAAAUCGGCUGAAUUGAUCUGCCGCCUGUGCUUUAUGGAGCGCGAGCAUUACCGGUUGAUUUUCAUCGACACCUAUUCUUCACUGGAUGAAUGGAUUGAGAAUCUCACAUCUUUGAAGAUCAACAAAGUUUCCGGUGCUCCUGCUACACUAUGCUUGGAAUGUCAAAACAUAUUAAAAAACUUUGAAUCUUUUCGAGAAAUGUGUUUCACCAAUGAUCGUGUGUUCAAAGAGAUGUUUACCCAGAAUAACCAUACAGGUGUUACGGAAACUAACUCAGUAGUAAGUGAAGUUGUAAUUGAUCACAAUGAUAGUCGGGAAACAGAUAUAUUAGACUCCACCAUUUAUUUACAGGUAGAUACAACAGAAAUUGCUGAGUACGAGGAUAUAAAAAUAGCACUUAACUAUACAGUUAAUCCUGAGGAAAAUUAUGAUGAUGAAAAAGAAAAACAACUGGAAUUGAUAACGAACCAUCCUAAGAGCACGCACAAUAUUGCAGAAGAAAAUCAAGUUACAGUACAUCAAACAAAUGUGUUGCAUACUGGUGAAAACAUAGACUACAAUAUCAGUCCUACUGAUCAACUGGAUGAGAAUACUGAAACUGAUGAUGAUGGUAUACUACCAUUUGAGAAAAAGGAUGAUGCCAUAACGAAAAAAGGAAACAGUGCAAAACACAAGAGGAAAUCUAUUCGCAAGGACUAUCCGCCCAUAAAAUGUGAGUUCUGCUCCAAAAAAUUCAAUGCAAAGCAUAAGUAUCACAAUCAUAUUCGGAGACACCGAAUAGAAAAAUCUUAUAUAUGUAGUUAUUGUGAUAAGGCUUUCAUCAGUUCCGCCGAGUUGAACGUUCACUUACGAAGCCAUACUUUGGAACGACCUUUCAAGUGUAAAAACUGCGACAAGUCAUUCAAAACAACAAGCCAUUUGUCACGACAUAACAAGAGUUACUGCAAAAUUAACAAAAACCCAGAUGACAAUAAAAAACCAUUACUUCAAUGUGAAUACUGCUCGAAAACAUUCAUGGUAAAAUGGAGAUUUGAAGCUCAUACUCGAAUGCAUACUGUGGAAAAAACGAAUAUUUGCAGUUACUGUUCUGAAGUUUUUAAAAAUCCAGCUGAGUUGAAAGUUCACGUCAAAAUACACAAACAGGAAACGUAUUUCAAAUGUGAUGCAUGCGACAAACUGUUUUCCACAUCUAGUUUACUAUCGCGGCAUAGUCAAAGCUACUGUGAGGUACAGCAGCAACGAAACGAUAUGCAAGUAAAGUCAUACAAAUGCGAAGAAUGUGACGCUUCGUUUGAUUCAUCAAACCGGAUGAUGCAACAUAUGCGGUCUCAUCCUGGAGUAAAACCGUACACAUGUGAUGUUUGCCAGUCGAAGUUUUCAACAUCUGGAAAUUUGAUAAGGCACAAACGACAUACGAAAAGACACACAUACACGUGCGAAGAGUGCCAACUGAAAUUCACAUUACCAGAACAUUUGGUGCGCCAUAAAAAAGAACACUUAACACAGGAGAUGAUCCACUAGGCGAUUUGUAAGGACGUAAUGGCUAAAACUGACGUAUUCAAGUUGUUUAGCAAACAGAAAUUUCUUGAAAAUUGUAAAUUGUAAACCAUCGGUCAAAACAUUCAUGAAA